Messenger RNA from Acanthosepion pharaonis, 672 nucleotides. The record is from the annotation of a GenBank genome assembly. NCBI's taxonomy places the organism in Eukaryota, Metazoa, Mollusca, Cephalopoda, Sepiida, Sepiidae.
AUGGUGGGGAACCGAGCAAUGUACUUCUCAGAUGUUAUUAUGCGAAGUGACAAUGGUCAUGAAUACAAAGAAUUUCAUGAUCUAAAAGGUCACAAGUUUGCCUACAGUGAACCGUAUUCCAUGAGUGGUGCAUACAUUGUUUUGGAUGAAUUGAAGAACCAGAAGACAAAUUCCUCAUUCUUUGGAGAUAUCUUUCAGUCAGGUUCACAUCUCAAAUCUAUACAAAUGGUCCUUAAAAAACAAGUUGAUGCUGCUGCCAUCGAUUCCCGUGUUUUAAAGUAUUUUCUUGACAGAAAUCCUCGCCAUGAAAGGGAGUUAACUGUGCUUACUUCACUUGGACCUAUGCCGACUUACCCGAUUGUUUUCAGAAAAAACCUCCCAGCUGCGAUGAAAACAAGUAUUGUAAAAGCUCUUUUGGCCAUGCCAAAAAAUCCUAAAUGGGCCAGCAAGCUCCGUGAAUUAAUCUGUUUUAUCUGCACAGCUCCCUUAAUACCUUUUGCUUUAAAGGGGGGGGGUUUAUGGUUGCUAUCUUCAAUAUUUAAAACUGAAAUUCGUCUCCUCCCCUUACUCAAUGCAAGCAUGAAGUCCUUCGACAAAUCAAAUAUUGAAUUAAGUGUGAAAAUGUUCACAUUCCUUGUGAAUAUUUUUUCUUCUUUUUUUCACUUCCCUUGA